GAAAGUUUGAUUGGCAGCGGCAAAACAGCUGAUAAACUUUAAAAAGAAUCUGAAAUGAAUGUUUUGUUUAAGUACCGCUAUAGUUUUUUAGCCGGCGCAUGCGCUGCCGGCGGCAGCUUCUUUGGCAAGCUGCCCAGUUUUCUCAGUGCAAUGAACCUACUACAGGUUGAUGCAGUACAACCCGCCGGCUAUGCAUAUCUUGAAUUUGCGCUAGUCCAAGUGUUCCCCCUUGGCCUCAUGUUAUUUUGCAAUGUGUGCAAUCUACGCUACUUUCUGAAGGCCUUGCAAAUGACCCAACAGACGCUGACAGCAACUGUCCUAACUGCUGCCUCCAAUUACGUGUUAUCAUUUAUUCUAGGUGCUCUAGUAUAUCGGGAACCGCUGACAGCAUUAUCCGGCGCUGGCAUCGCUCUCAUAUUAACCGGGCUCUGGUUCCUAUGUGAUACUAAAACGGACGCGAGCCGGCCGGUAGAUGAGGAAAAACAAAAACAAAUCUAGUCAAUUUGAAAGACAGCGUUCUAGCUAUAAGGCAAAAUAUUCUUUACUUAAAUAGGUUUUUGUUUAAUGUCACUAUUUUGCAUAUAAGUAUAUAAUUAGUUUCUUCACAUAAGUCGGGCAUAAUGUAUUUAUCUUUUCAUAUACAGCACUACAUUCGCAUAUUUCAAUUAAUUCAUAUGCGCAGA
This is a messenger RNA of Drosophila arizonae, 683 nucleotides long. RefSeq lists its product as uncharacterized. NCBI's taxonomy places the organism in Eukaryota, Metazoa, Arthropoda, Insecta, Diptera, Drosophilidae. The record is from RefSeq and is a predicted model, not a curated record.